AUGAAGGUCAUCAUCAUUGGAGCCGGCCUUGGCGGUCUCACUGCUGCUUAUGCCUUUGCAAAGAGCGGCUAUGAUGUCCUAGUCCUCGAGCGCAGCCCAAAGCUAAACCCUACGGGAGGCGGCAUCAGCAUCAGGCCAAGCGCAAGCCGGGUCAUUCAGAGCUGGGGACUCCAGCCAGUCCUGGAACAAAUCUGCGACAGGUCACCGUCCGUUACCUACCGCGAGCUGAACACCGGAGAGAUCCGAACCACCGUCGUUGACGCUCCUGAGCAUGCCGACUUGGGGUCCACCAGAAGGGCCUUUGUCAAGCUGCUUCAUCACCAAGCGGUUCAAGCCGGAGCACAGAUUAGAUGCAGCGCAAACGUGGCAAAAGUUUCAGAUGACGAAACAAAGGCUACUGUGACGCUGGAGAGCGGAGAGGAGCUUGUAUGCGAUCUUCUCGUGGCCGCAGAUGGCAUCAAGUCUCACACUCGCCGUACCGUGCUAUCAGACCUUGGCCCUGCCGAGAAAUGGGACCCAAUUGUCGACCACACUACCUUCUACAGCUUCGACAUGGCUGCCGCCGAGCUUACCGAUAACCCGAGCUCGAUGAAGCUGACGGAAAACUCAAACAUCACCACCUGGAAGGGUGAAGGCGGCUUUGCCGUGACUCGGUAUAGCUCCAAGUUCGGCAGGAUCGGUCUUCUGUUUGCCAUCCAGGGAGACACGGACCAGAAGGGCCUUUGGGACGAAAAGGGCGACAUUGAGUUUGUGCGCCGCUUCUUCAAGGAUGCAUGCAGCGACAUGAUCAAGGCUCUAGGCAUUGCAAAGACCUGUGACCGCUGGCGAGUCGCCGAAGUGCCCGACCUGCCACGUUGGUCGAGUCAGGCCGGCAGGAUUGUGCUGUUGGGCGAUGCCGCUCACGCAAUGCAUCCCAACGCCGCGCAGGGGUACUCGACUAUUAUUGAGGACAUUGGCGUGCUGCAGUUCCUCUUCUCCGCCGUCUCCUCGGCUUCAGUGCCGCAGAUUGUGAAUGCCUGGCAGGCUAUUUGCAAGCCUAGAGGGGAGCGCGUAAAGGCGUUUUCGCGAUGGAACACGAAGCAUCUGUCAGGAAGGACGGAGCAUGCCAUUGGCGUCUCGCACGCCGAUAGUGUGCUGGAGAAGAUUGUGCCGGACAAGAAUGCCGAAUUCAGUAGUCUGGAGUUUUGGAAGUGGAACGUAGAGUACGAUGCCAUUGGCGAGCCUUUGCCGACUUUCGAGCCCAUUCCGUGGGAGUUCAUCCACGCCUACCCACAGAACCCUUUGAUAGGGGACUUCGAACUCAUCCUUCCCAGAGCUUUUGACCCCCGCAUCCCGUUUGGCUGGGGUUUCACUAUCUACCGUGCCGUUUUUGGUGAGGGGACGGACACCCGUUUCGCCGAGGGCCUGAAUCGGUUUGAGAAAUGGAUGAGAUGGCAGACUAGGAUGUCGCGCUAUGACAAUGGAGGAGGAUAUAGCACCCCGCGUCCACAAGAUAUUCCACCGCCCGGGCCUGACAUUAGUGAUGAUCUCGCGGCGCGACUGUAUAAUGAAGUUGUGGAAGAAUACCCAGACGCUCAAGAUGUAAUCACUGGGCCGGAAGGGAGCGAGGAUUUCACCCCUGUUGCCCUCGAUUUCAUCUCCCGAGUGGAAUCUUUUAAUAUCGACUUUGAUGCGUGUGAUUGGGACGAGGGCCGGAGACACGCCCGCUAUGAUACUUGCUUGGUCAUCGAUGAAAGAGUCUUGAAAAUGCUCGAGGAGCUUCCGGAAGAUCCCCCGGAAGUGAUUCUUCGUGAAAAAUCUGACCCUGUGAAAAAAUCAACAGAUGAGCUCCUCCGGAAGACCUGGUUAUGGAUCUUGGAUCGAGAGACCGCAAUGCGGAUUGAGGAGGGAGAGGAGAGUCCAGCAGUGGAAUUCCCUCCUUGGAUUCGGAUUCGAUUACAUUCACUACAAUAUCUGUUCUUCAUGAGAGCUCGGGGCUUCAUUCCUAGGGGCUGGCCGUACGUAGUGGAAGAAGAUAAGGAACACUGGGAUACUAUAAGGUGGUGGAGCUCAUCAGGACGCCUCAUUACAGAUUGCCGGCGGUAUUAUCGUGCUGAGAGAAAAGGAGGAGAUGAAGAGGCUCGGGACAGUAACUAAUAGGAAAUAACGCUAUCCAGCUGCUACCUACCUAUCUACUAUAUGUAGCAGGUAAAUACAUGUCAAGUAUUCGAAUCUCGUGGUACAUGUAUUUGUAUCAGAGUUAUGCAUAGCUACUAAGAGGCAUCAAGAUAGAGUUGCAGUAAAGGAUUAUAGCAUGUCACUGCUUACUCAUCCCAACCAAACCCAAUCCAACUGCUGCUAUUGCUGCAGGAACCAAGAAUCGUGCACAACAAUGACUGGAAUGUUGGAGCAGAGAAGUCGAAGCAAUAUCGAGGACAUGCUGGGGAAAUAUUG
This is a messenger RNA of Trichoderma virens Gv29-8, 2433 nucleotides long. RefSeq lists its product as uncharacterized. Lineage: Eukaryota; Fungi; Ascomycota; Sordariomycetes; Hypocreales; Hypocreaceae. The record is from RefSeq and is a predicted model, not a curated record. Gene Ontology annotation, molecular function: FAD binding; monooxygenase activity. The transcript is spliced from 2 exons. Gene Ontology annotation, biological process: secondary metabolite biosynthetic process. Bases 1 to 2136 code for a protein of 711 amino acids.